This is a messenger RNA of Myxocyprinus asiaticus (Chinese sucker), 753 nucleotides long. RefSeq names its product secretory phospholipase A2 receptor-like. NCBI's taxonomy places the organism in Eukaryota, Metazoa, Chordata, Actinopteri, Cypriniformes, Catostomidae. The coding region runs from base 1 to 753 and encodes 250 amino acids. The record is from RefSeq and is a predicted model, not a curated record. The transcript has a single exon.
AUGAAGACAACUGUCACUGUGCUCUAUUUUAUGAGCCUCUUUGGACUGAAUUCCAGUUUCUAUGUGUAUCACUUUUAUGUGACAGAGUCUAUGACUUGGGAUGGUGCACAGACGUACUGCAGAGCACACAAUGAUGAUCUGUCCACUGUCAGCAGUCAAGAUUUACAGCAACUCUCUGAUAAUGCCCAAAGUAAUUAUUGGAUUGGACUUCAAAAACUUGAUAACAAUAAAAACCUAUGGGAGUGGUCUGCUGGUGGGAUGGCAACAAUUAAUGAAUGGGACAGAGGAGAACCAGAUGAUUACAAUCAAAAAUGUGGUUUUGUUAAAAAAUCCAAUUCUAAAUUGCAUGAUCUGUGGUGCUCUGCUAGUUUACAAUUUUAUUGUAUGGAGGUCUAUGAGUUGAUCCUGGUGCAGCAGACAAACACAUGGGAAGAGGCUCUGGACUACUGCAGACAGCACUACAUUGAUCUGGCCAUUAUAAACUCUGAAAUUAUUAUGGUAGAGGCGAGAAACAAGACCAAAUCAGCCCAGACAGAAGAUGUGUGGACCGGCUUGCGCUUUUUAGCUGGUCAUUGGUUCUGGGUAAAUGGAGAUGAUGUUGACUAUACGGCCUGGUCUGUGGAGGGAGAUUUCCAGUGUCCUGCUAUGAAUCAGCGCUGUGGAGCUAUUGAUAGAGACAAUAAUGAUUGGAAACCCACAGAUUGUGAUCAAAGGCUCAACUUUCUCUGUGUCAAAAGGGCAAACAUUAAUUAA